Carcharodon carcharias (great white shark) is the source of this 1948-nucleotide messenger RNA. Its product is annotated as zinc finger protein 345-like. The transcript has 3 exons. Lineage: Eukaryota; Metazoa; Chordata; Chondrichthyes; Lamniformes; Lamnidae. Gene Ontology annotation, molecular function: RNA polymerase II cis-regulatory region sequence-specific DNA binding; DNA-binding transcription factor activity, RNA polymerase II-specific. The record is from RefSeq and is a predicted model, not a curated record. Gene Ontology annotation, biological process: regulation of transcription by RNA polymerase II; central nervous system development. The coding region runs from base 184 to 1146 and encodes 320 amino acids. Gene Ontology annotation, cellular component: nucleus.
UCGCACAUUGUUUUAACGCUUGAGCCCGGCCCGUGACCGUCGCCCUGAAGACCCGCCCCUCUCACAUGACCUCUGGCCGCCAUCUUGCUGCAGUCCAGCGGCGGCCGAGAAUUGGGUAGAGUCCCGCUGAGGUUCCGGCUGUGCGACCUUCUGUGCUCAUGCACUUUGGAACGAAGAAUCAACAUGGACGUUAAGAAUGAAAGCAGAACGUUCAGGACUGACCGGGGUGAAUCAUCUAAACCAGGUGAACCCAGUCACCUGGCACCUGGGGAUAGAGGGGUGGAUGCCCUUCAGUGCAGAGUGUGUGGGAAGGGUUUCCGCUGGCCCAGCCUGCUUGACACACACCUACGUGUUCACACUGGGGACAAGCCGUUUGAAUGCACUGUGUGUGAGAUGCGAUUUUACACAUCCAGCGAGGUGACCAAACACCAGCGAUUUCACACAGGAGAGAAGCCGUUUGAAUGUACUGUGUGUACGAAGCGGUUUCAUACAUCUAGUAACUUGAUCCAGCAUCAGAAAAUUCACACUGGAGAGAAACCCUUUGAAUGCACUGUCUGCGCAAAGAAAUUUUACCGAUCCUGCGACCUGAGCAAACACCAGCGAAUCCACACAGGAGAGAAACCUUUCCAAUGUGCCGUGUGCGAGAAGAGAUUUCAUACCUCCAGUAACUUGAUCCAGCAUCAGCAAAUUCACGCCGUGGAGAAACCAUUCGAAUGCGCUGUGUGCACAAAACGAUUUUAUACGUCCAGCCUCUUGACACAGCAUCAGAAAAUUCACACGGGAGAGAAACCAUUUGAGUGUGUGGUGUGCCGGAAGCGAUUUUACCGAUCCGGUUACUUAAUUGAGCACCAACGGAUUCACACCGGAGAGAAGCGGUUCGAGUGCACCGUCUGCAGGAAGAGAUUUCACACAUCGAGCAACUUGAACAAACAUUUGAAAAUUCACACUGGGGAGAAGCCUUUUGAAUGUUCAGUGUGUGAAAAGAGGUUUUACACAUCCAGUAACUUGACACAGCAUCAGCAAAUUCACACCGGGGAGAAAGCGUUUAAAUGUGCCGUGUGUAAAAAGAGGUUUAAAAGUUUCAGAUACUUGUUGCAGCAUCAAGCAAAGCACGCCGGGGAGAAAAUGCCGAACACGCUGGAUUAAACUGCCGAUUGCUGCUUGUGCAUUUUUACCUGCCCAGAGCAGACUGGAAUUUGCAAAUGUGCCCACGAAUGUUUCCACUGUGCUGUACAAACCAGGUCACAUCCUUCAUCCCAACAAGAGGAGCCUGUGAAACUCCUAAAAAUCAUUCAAGAGACAGUCUCCCUCUUCUCUCCAGGAGACCAUACUGUAUACAGAACCUGCUUCCAUCAGUCGAUCUCAUGCCUCUCUUAAGAUCAUCUCUCCAGACUUCCAUUAUAACUCAGCCCUUUGAUUUGAGGGAUCAUCCCAUACUUUCUCGACUGCUUCUGUCUCAAGCAUCAGAUUCAGACACAGUUCUCAAGUUAUGGAGCACUCUGCAGUUUAAUCACAAUCUGUAUCCUGCUGCAUUGGGUAUUGCUGCUCAGCAACAUGUUGGAUUUACUAACUGCUGCUCUGGAGAGGUUAGACAUCCAGUCCACUGGGACUCGAUGACCCUGAGUCAGGAAGGAUGAAGAUUUCAGUUGGAGGUGAUGACUCAUUGUGCAAGUCAGUUUUCAGUGUUUUGGAUUUGUCAAAACCAACUGAGUUUUACAGCACGAAGACUCUGUGAAGAUCCUUCAGUUGUACCGUGUUAUGUCUCUAGAUCAGUGUAUCCUAGAACUAUAGUCAGCAUUGAUUACUUCAUACUCUUCAAAUGUUAUAUUGAGUAGAAAAAGGACUAACUUUAUUUAUAAUGUAAUAAGUGUUAUUAGGUAUUCUGUAGUUGUAUUAAUAGAGAUGUCCAUCUACAUGAUAUUGUAUUAAAUGUAUUUAUCUCUCUUCA